Molecule: messenger RNA, 1681 nt
Organism: Culicoides brevitarsis
Lineage: Eukaryota; Metazoa; Arthropoda; Insecta; Diptera; Ceratopogonidae
Product: probable cytochrome P450 6g2
Exons: 1
Coding region: 12-1556 (514 amino acids)
Molecular function (GO): heme binding; iron ion binding; monooxygenase activity
Source: RefSeq, a predicted model, not a curated record
UUUCCUGAAAAAUGUUUACUUUCAUCUUGAUAAGUCUCAUAUUUGGACUUGUGUCAUAUUUAUACUACUUUUUGUUUAAACAACAAACUUAUUGGAAAGAUCAUAAUAUUCCUUAUGUGGCGUCUCCAUUAUUACUCGGGAAUUUCUUUAAAGCUACAAUUUUAAAAGAAAAUGUAGGAGAUACCUUGACACGAAUUUACAACCAUCCAAAUGUUUUGAAAGAGCCUUUUGUUGGUUUUCAUCUCUUUCAUCAGCCUGCUUUGAUGAUACGUGAUCCGGAAUUAGUCAAACAGGUACUAAUUAAAAAUUUUCAACACUUUUCCAAUCGUUACACGGGUGCAGAUCCCGCCGUUGAUCCGAUCGGAGGCUUAACUAUGUUCCAAAUCAAGAAUCCCGCAUGGAAACCAAUUCGCACGAAGCUUUCGCCCGUAUUUACAAGCGGAAAAAUGAAGCAAAUGUUGUACAUGGUAGAAAGAUUUGGAAACGACCUUGUAGAUGUUGUUACGAAAAUUGUUGAAACCGGAGAUGGAAUUAUAGAGACUCGACAUCUUUUUGCUAUGUUUACCGUGGAUUCGAUAUCAUUAGUAGCUUUUGCCACAGAAGCGAAUUGCUUGAAGGAUCCGACGAACUCGGAAUUUUUAAAAAAUGCAGAAAAGGCUUUUCAAGUGACAUUUCGGGACAAAGUUUCCGGUAAUUUGUUGUUCUUCUUGCCUCCUUUGAUAAGUUUUUUAAGAGUAAAAACUUUCAAUUCUUCCUUUAACAACUUUUUGCGACGAUUAUUCAACGAAGUUAUGACUGAUCGUGAAACAAAUGGAGGCAAUCGUAAUGACUUGAUAGAUUUUCUCGUUGCUCUCAAACGUCAAGAAGCCUCCAAAAACGAAGGAAUAUUCACGGAAGAUGUAAUGCUUGCACAAGCUGCAGUUAUUUUCUUUGCUGGUUUUGAAACGAGCAGUUCAACUCUCGAAUUUGUCUUUUACGAACUUGCGAAAUAUCCGGAAAUUCAAAAAAAGGUUUGCGACGAAAUUCGUUCUGCCAUUGCUGUUGAUGGAAAAAUUUCGUAUGAGAUGAUCACAAAUGGUCUUCCAUACACAACUAAUGUUAUCAAUGAAGUUCUUCGUCUUUAUCCGAUUUUGCCGUUUUUGGAUCGUGUAUGCGAUAAUCCUGAAGGCGUUACUCUCGAAGCAUCCGGAAAAUCUGUUCAUAUUCCUCGAGGAAUGCCAAUUUAUAUACCCGCCUAUGCAAUUCAACGUGAUCCAAAGUACUUUUCAGAACCGGAGAAAUUUAAUCCAGACAGAUUUGAUGCUGAAAAACGCAAUUUUAAUGAAUAUACUUACAUGCCAUUUGGAAUUGGGCCGCGAAAUUGCAUCGGAGAACGAUUUGCAAUGAUGCAAAUGAGAGUCGCAAUGGCAAUGUUACUUAACAAGUUUAAUGUUGAAAUGACGGCAAACACUCCAAAGUCCUUAAAUUUGGAUAAAACAAACAUCUUGUUGCAUCCCGAACACAGAAUCUCGCUGAAAUUUGUGCCUGUGUCAAAAACGAUGAAAGUAAAAGGAUAAGCUGUUGGGUUAAACCAUACGAGAAUUUAUUAGCAAAUAAGCGAUAAAUUGAAAGUGAGGGUAGGUCUUUCGCAACACCUUCGCAAGAAACUGAAAUGGCACAAAAGAUAAUAUUAAAUGCAAUA